Messenger RNA from Gryllus bimaculatus (two-spotted cricket), 474 nucleotides. NCBI's taxonomy places the organism in Eukaryota, Metazoa, Arthropoda, Insecta, Orthoptera, Gryllidae. The record is from the annotation of a GenBank genome assembly.
GAGGUCGAGGAGGAGCGCGCGGCCGAGCGCCGCGGCGGGCGCGGCCGGCAGGAGUCGCGAGCGCGUGGGCGACGCGCGCACGCCAGGAGCGCUGCGAGGGCUGGCGGCUCGAGACGGAGGACGCCGCGCCCGGGGCCGCCACGCGCCGCGCGCUGCUCGAGGAGAGCUGCGCCGUCACCGAGGAGAGCCGCGUCGAGCGCGUCGAGGUGCGCCGGGUCUUCAAGGUGGACUCGGGCGUGCUGGCCGAGGAGCGGCGCGAGGCCGUGCGGCGCACGUCCAGCGAGGAGUCGCAGCGCUCGCUGUCGCAGGACGAGUCCAUCGCCAAGUCCCCCGAGGAGACCACCACGUCGUCGGCGUCGUCGACCGGCGUUGGCGCCGGCGCGGGCGCGGGCGGCGGCACGCUGCCCCGGGCCGCCUCCACCAGCGCCGUGCCGCAGCUGCCGGCCGUCGUCAUGCGCCGGCACGGCCCCGGAC